Molecule: messenger RNA, 1622 nt
Organism: Hibiscus syriacus
Lineage: Eukaryota; Viridiplantae; Streptophyta; Magnoliopsida; Malvales; Malvaceae
Product: tubulin alpha-1 chain
Exons: 4
Coding region: 116-1468 (450 amino acids)
Biological process (GO): mitotic cell cycle; microtubule cytoskeleton organization
Cellular component (GO): microtubule; cytoplasm
Molecular function (GO): structural constituent of cytoskeleton; GTP binding
Source: RefSeq, a predicted model, not a curated record
UCCACCCCUUCAGCUCCUCCACAUUUCAAUCAUCUUGUCUCUCACAGAGGUGUCUUGAUAAACGCCUUUGAUUUUAUUGUUUCUGCGAUUUGAUUUGAUAUUUUCUUCAGCGAAAAUGAGAGAGUGCAUUUCAGUUCACAUCGGCCAGGCUGGUAUUCAGGUCGGAAAUGCCUGCUGGGAGCUUUACUGCCUCGAGCACGGGAUUCAGCCCGAUGGCCAGAUGCCUAGUGACAAGACUGUCGGUGGAGGUGAUGAUGCUUUCAACACCUUUUUCAGUGAAACCGGAGCUGGGAAGCACGUACCCCGCGCUGUUUUUGUAGAUCUUGAACCCACCGUUAUUGAUGAAGUGAGAACCGGUGCUUAUCGUCAGCUCUUCCAUCCAGAGCAACUCAUCAGCGGCAAGGAAGAUGCCGCCAACAACUUCGCCCGUGGCCACUACACCAUUGGCAAGGAAAUUGUUGAUCUGUGCUUGGACCGCAUAAGGAAGCUAGCUGAUAACUGCACUGGUCUUCAAGGGUUCCUUGUUUUCAAUGCCGUAGGUGGAGGCACUGGAUCUGGUCUUGGUUCGCUUCUGUUGGAGCGUUUGUCUGUCGAUUAUGGCAAGAAAUCCAAGUUGGGUUUCACAGUGUACCCAUCUCCCCAGGUCUCCACUUCCGUUGUUGAGCCCUAUAACAGUGUUCUCUCAACUCACUCCCUUUUGGAGCACACUGAUGUUGCUGUUCUCCUCGACAAUGAGGCUAUCUAUGACAUUUGCAGGCGCUCUCUUGACAUUGAGCGCCCCACCUACACCAAUCUUAACCGCCUUGUUUCUCAGGUGAUUUCCUCCUUGACUGCCUCACUUAGGUUUGAUGGAGCCUUGAACGUCGAUGUGAAUGAAUUCCAAACCAACUUGGUCCCCUACCCAAGGAUCCACUUCAUGCUUUCUUCAUAUGCUCCUGUCAUCUCCGCAGAGAAAGCUUAUCACGAGCAGCUCUCCGUUGCUGAAAUCACCAACAGCGCCUUCGAGCCUUCAUCUAUGAUGGCCAAGUGUGAUCCUCGCCACGGCAAAUACAUGGCAUGCUGUUUGAUGUACCGUGGUGAUGUUGUCCCUAAGGACGUUAAUGCUGCAGUCACUACCAUCAAGACCAAGCGCACCAUUCAGUUCGUCGAUUGGUGCCCGACCGGAUUCAAGUGCGGUAUCAACUACCAGCCUCCUAGUGUUGUUCCUGGUGGCGACCUUGCUAAAGUCCAGAGGGCUGUGUGCAUGAUUUCGAACUCGACCAGUGUUGCUGAAGUGUUCUCCCGUAUCGACCAUAAGUUCGAUCUCAUGUAUGCCAAACGAGCUUUCGUGCACUGGUACGUGGGUGAGGGAAUGGAAGAAGGAGAAUUCUCGGAGGCACGUGAGGAUUUGGCUGCAUUGGAGAAGGACUACGAAGAAGUUGGUGCCGAGUCGGGCGAAAAUGAGGAUGAUGGUGAUGAGGAGUAUUAAAAGUACGGUGUGUGAGGGCACCUCUUCUAUCAUGAUUUACUUUUUUGAGCUUCGGAUUAUUUGAAGCUGGUUUAGUGUUUGUAUGUUUAGUAUGCUUGUUUCUUGUUGAAACUUGAAUCGGUUUUAUAUAAUUUUCUAAGCAUCGCUUGUAUGA